GUGGACGUUGAAGUUCAUUCGCCUUUAAUAAGAAAUUACAAAGUUUCGGGCGGCAGUAGCAUAUACAGACAAGUCUUUAUCCGCCUCUUUCUUGCUUCCGGUUUGCUUUGCGCUCGUGCGCACUACCGACGCGAUAGAAGGUUUCCAUGGUUACAAAUAACAUUGGAUAUUGCAGAUCCCAACUUCCUUGACAGUUUCAGUGUCCGCCCACUGUAUACACGGAGAUCCGCCGGAGUCUCCGGACGCAACAGAAUCCACCUGAAUCCAGGAAAGCGCAUCAGACUGAAGCCGCCCAUGUGUUGCGCUCUACACUAUACUUGAAAACAACUGCAAGCUACACUAGACUGAAAGCUUCCCCCCCCUUUUUUUAGAUUUUACUGUCCACAUUCCGGUAACUAUGCAGGAUAAAGGCACUUUUAUCAGCCCCUUCAUCAGACCGCGGUGUCUGGCGGCAGCGGCGCCGGCUGGGAGAGCGAAAUUAACUCACCCGGGAAAGGCGAUUCUGGCAGGUGGAAUCGCAGGUGGCAUAGAGAUCUGCAUCACCUUUCCCACAGAGUAUGUCAAGACCCAGUUACAGCUGGAUGAAAAAGCCAAUCCACCAAAAUAUAGAGGAAUAGGUGACUGUGUGAAACAGACAGUACAGAGUCACGGUAUCAAAGGACUGUACAGAGGUCUCAGUUCUCUGCUGUAUGGAUCCAUACCCAAAUCUGCAGUCAGGUUUGGGGUGUUUGAGUUCCUCAGCAACCAUGCGAAGGAUGAGUCCGGUCGACUGGACAGCACCAAAGGCCUGCUGUGUGGGCUCGGAGCUGGAGUAAUGGAGGCUGUUCUGGUGGUCUGCCCCAUGGAAACAGUCAAGGUUAAAUUUAUUCAUGACCAGACUUCAGCCAACCCCAAAUACAAAGGAUUCUUCCACGGAGUCAGGGAGAUAAUCAGGGCUCAAGGAUUAAAAGGGACAUAUCAGGGUCUAACCGCAACAGUCCUCAAGCAAGGCUCCAACCAGGCAAUUCGAUUUUUCGUGAUGACUUCUCUCAAGAACUGGUACAAAGGCGAUAAUCCAAACAGAGCAAUUAAUCCCCUGGUGACCGGAACCUUUGGAGCCAUAGCAGGAGCAGCAAGCGUAUUUGGAAACACUCCACUAGAUGUCAUCAAGACAAGGAUGCAGGGUCUCGAAGCACAUAAAUAUAAAAGCACGUUUGACUGUGCUGUGAAGAUCUUGAGAUAUGAAGGGUUGGCAGCGUUCUAUAAAGGAACAGUUCCCCGGCUGGGCCGUGUGUGUCUCGAUGUGGCCAUAGUUUUCAUCAUCUAUGAGGAGGUUGUGAAGGCUCUGAAUAUGGUCUGGAAGACAGAAUAGGUGGCUGGACAUGCAGGGAAGGUGGCAACUUCCUCCUUCACAAGCAUCAGACAUAGAUCUGACUUCAGCAGACCUCUUUUGUAUCACAAAACCAACAGCAGAAGGGGUGAAACAGAGAGCUGGACUUAGAUUAGUGUCACAUGCAGAGCAGGAUACAAUGUACUCAGAGACAAAAGAAGAAAACAAGGCCCAACGUCACCCACGUGUGGACAGCUAGAGCGUUAAUGAUGCUCACCAUCAACAUUCCCUGACAAGUUCAAGGACAGAGGGUCUUCCACAAAGGGGGAUUAUAAAGUUAACUAAAGAAUUUUGAAAAAAUAAAUAAAUAAAAAGCUUUAUCCUAGAGAUGCGUCACCAGUUUCUAAAUGUGAAAGUAAAAACUGAAUACCGUGACCCCCCCAAGUUAUCUGGUUUACUUUCUCUGUCAGCCUGUUUUGUUAAAUACCCUCCUUCAGUGGAGAGCAUUAUUUGGAGUCAUUCACAGUUGUUUUACUGAUGUUUGCUGCAAGUAUGCAGGUGUCAUGCUGGAUUUCCAUGAGUUUGUGUUGCUCUCUGUCUCUUCUAAAAGUCCAGAGGAGUCAGAGCGCAGCUGGUUGCAGUUUAGUCACACAAUCUGCAGCAACUUCCACACUUAGGCCUUGUUUGACAUAAAAAAAAAAAAGAAAACCGCCAGUUAUUUUUAUACAGUGUAGAGUUUAAUUUAGUUUAAUACUAGAUUAUAGUGUAUAUUAGAAUAUAUUUUAAUUCAUGUGCCAAAUGCCAAACCUAUUAUAUUAUGAAUGAAUGUUCAGAAUAAAGCAAAAUUAGCCUGAUUAUCUUAAGAGAAGAGCAAAUAUUAUGACUAGGUAUUGUGAUAUACUUAAUUAUUGAACGUGAAAUGUUAAAUAGGUAGUUGAGAGACUAUUUGCUGUUAAUCUGUGCCACACUGUGUUUUUCUUUAUUUAAAUCAGGUGUAAAAAUGUUUUUUUAAGACGUUAGGAAAUUAUUUAAUUGCUGUACGAUAUCACUGUGAGUCUACAAGAGCCAAUGAGUCAUUUAGACAAAGUAAUCUCAGACGUCUUUUGCUUUUAGUGGAAGCAUCGCCUUUCAUCAGGUCAUAUUUUACCACCUGACUCGGCCACUCAAUGUGAAACAUUAGAAACUGUUUUAAAUUUUUGACUAUUUCUAAUAAAUACACCACCCGGCCAAAUAAUUAUUUUACUAAUAUUUUCUUGGACUGUCUUUAGCUUCAAUAACAGCAUGCAUUCGUCAUGGCAUGGUUUUGAUAAGCUUAUGCAAUUUCACAACAUUUAUUUUUGUCCAGAGUUGCAUCAUUUCUUUUUGACUGGAUCUUGUAUUGAUGAUGGGAGAGUCAGGCCGCUGUGUAAAGUCUUGGGGAUUCUCAAUGGGUUUAAGGACUCUGUGGUGGCACUCUUUCCCAGUUUGAGCCUUAUGAAUCCUGGCAUUGCCAUCUUGGAAUAUACCCAUGCCACCAGGGAAGAAACAUGUACAUUGAUGGGAAAAACCUGUUCAUUCAGUAUAUUCAGGUCAUCUGCUGACCUCAUCAUUUGGGCACAUAAUAUUACUGAACCUUGACCUGAGCAACUGAAGCAACCCCAGAUCAUAACUCUGCCCCCAUGCUAGGCACAGGGCAUGAUGGGUGCAUCACUUCAUCUGCCUCUCUUCUUACCUCGAUGCACCCAUCACUCUGGAACAGGGGAACUCUGAACUCAUCAGACCACAUGACUUUCCCCAAUGCUCGAAUGAAAUCUUUAUGCUCCCUAGCAAAAGCCCUUUUUUUUUUCUGAAUAGCCUCACCGAUCAGUGUUUCUUUUUUUUUUUUUUUUUUAAAGACUUACGGCUGUUUAGUGCCAGCUCAGGAUGUCUUUUCCCACCAUAAUUCUUCCUCAAACUAGUAGUUUCAGCAAUCUCCUUAGUUGUUUUCUUGAUGCGGGCCAAUAAGUGAACCCUUCUGAAAUGGAGUUACCUUGGAGUUACAUCUUUUCCACAACCACAGGAUAUGUCAUCCAACAGGAUUGUUGGAAGAAAUGAAAAGCUACUCACUGGAUCUGUUAGGGUUCAAUAACCUGUUGUUAGCUGAAACUGCAGUAAUAGUCUGAUGGAAGGCUCUUCCCUAUUUGCUUAGUUAAAUGCAGGUGGUGACUUUUUUGGGGGGGGGGGCAGGUAAAUCGUUUACUUCAUGUGCCUUUUUACUGUUGCGUUUGUUGGUGAAUACAUCUUGAGCAGUAUAUUCAUCCAUUAUUCAGCCUCACCCAGCUGGCAAUAAUUUUUCUGUUGGUUAAAACGACUAAUGUACACAUAACAGGCAUCAUGCCAUCAAAUCAGGAAACACUCAUGAAUGUUGUUUUGUGACUGGCGUUCACCUUGUUCUGUAUGAACAUGAUGAUGCUUUAGUUAAACUGCUCUUUAAUCAUCUUACAAGGAAAUCCUCAUUUGUGUGGUCCAGACAAUAACAAAGGACUACUUGCUCAGUUGUUUCCCUAUUAGUGUACUGCAAUCAUCAAAAUGAUGUCUUUUUAUUUUAAUAUUUAUGAAAUGUUCAUUUUAUUUUGUAUUUUCUGCUCAACCAAACAAAAUACUCUUUUUCUUCACUGCCAGAUAACCAAGCGAAAACUGUGAUAACAAAUCAGUGUAUUCCAAGGCUGCGUAUAUGGAAGUGUGUGCAGGUUAUGUGGGUCAUGUUGAUGAAGCUUGUGCAAUAAAUGUCCCUUCUUAUUGUCUGUGCUUAAUGUAAAGUUCUGUGUUGUGGGAGGAUUUUAAAACUAAUUAAAAUAAGCAU
Archocentrus centrarchus (flier cichlid) is the source of this 4130-nucleotide messenger RNA. Its product is annotated as tricarboxylate transport protein B, mitochondrial. Gene Ontology annotation, cellular component: mitochondrion. The coding region runs from base 398 to 1351 and encodes 317 amino acids. The record is from RefSeq and is a predicted model, not a curated record. The transcript is spliced from 9 exons. Gene Ontology annotation, biological process: mitochondrial citrate transmembrane transport. Gene Ontology annotation, molecular function: citrate secondary active transmembrane transporter activity. Lineage: Eukaryota; Metazoa; Chordata; Actinopteri; Cichliformes; Cichlidae.